CCAGGCACCAAAAUGUUCUUUACCUGUGGCCCCAAUGAGGCCAUGGUUGUCUCAGGAUUCUGCCGCAGCCCCCCGGUCAUGAUAGCGGGAGGCCGGGUGUUUGUGAUGCCCUGUAUCCAGCAGAUUCAGAGGAUUUCACUGAAUACUCUGACGCUCAAUGUGAAGAGUGAAAAGGUUUACACUCGGCAUGGUGUCCCCAUCUCUGUCACCGGCAUCGCCCAGGUGAAGAUCCAGGGGCAGAACAAGGAGAUGCUGUCUGCCGCUUGCCAGAUGUUCCUGGGCAAGGAAGAGCCUGAGAUUGCCCAGAUUGCCCUGGAGACGCUGGAAGGGCAUCAGAGAGCCAUCAUGGCCCAUAUGACCGUAGAGGAAAUUUACAAAGACCGGCAAAAGUUCUCGGAGCAAGUCUUCAAAGUUGCUUCCUCUGAUCUGGUCAACAUGGGGAUCAGCGUGGUCAGCUACACUCUCAAAGACAUCCAUGACGAUCAGGAUUAUCUUCACUCUCUGGGGAAAGCCCGAACUGCCCAGGUUCAGAAGGAUGCCCGGAUUGGAGAAGCUGAAGCCAAGAGAGACGCUGGCAUCAGGGAAGCGAAGGCCAAGCAAGAGAAGUUGUCUGCUCAGUACCUGAGCGAAAUCGAAAUGGCCAAGGCCCAGCGGGAUUACGAGCUGAAGAAAGCGUCCUAUGAUAUCGAGGUGAACACAAGGAAAGCCGAAUCUGACUUGGCAUAUCAACUCCAGGUAGCCAAAACGAAGCAGAAGAUUGAGGAGCAGAAGAUGCAGGUGCUGGUGGUGGAGCGGUCCCAGCAGAUUCAAAUCCAGGAGCAAGAGAUCAUCUGCAAGGAGAGGGAACUGGAGUCCAAAGUCAAGAAACCCGCAGAGGCCGAGCGCUUCCGGCUGGAGAAACUGGCUGAAGCUGAAAGGUCCCAGCUGAUCAUGCAGGCCGAGGCUGAGGCAGAGUCGGUCAAGGUGAAGGGCGAGGCUCGGGCCUACGCUAUCGAGGCCAAAGCCCGGGCUGACGCCGAGCAGAUGGCCAAGAAGGCAGAGGCCUUUCAGCAGUACCAAGAGGCAGCCAUGGUCGACAUGCUUCUGGAGAAGAUUCCGGAGAUGGCUGAAGAGAUCAGCAAGCCCUUGACCUCAGUGAAGAAGAUCAAGAUAGUGUCUAGUGGGAGCGGAGACAUGGGGGCUUCCAAGAUCACUGGGGAGGUCAUAGACAUCAUGAACAAACUGCCCGACACCAUUGAGAAACUCACCGGCAUUAGCAUCUCUCAGCAGAUAAACCAGAAGAAGCCAGGACGAAUGAACUAAAUGCUGAAGAUGUGGGGGUGCGGGUGGGAUCCUUUGUGAGCAUGAACUCCCAUGAUCCUAGUCUGUAUGUGUUCAUAUAUAGAGUCUUUCCCAUCAGGAGACCCACCCACCCUCCCAGAGAUCGCCAUACCUUUAUGGACUGAACUGUUGCAUGUUGGCCAACAAUCCUCAACACCGCUGAGGUCUCGUGCACCCGUUGUGUCCCUAUGA
Molecule: messenger RNA, 1512 nt
Organism: Euleptes europaea (tarantolino)
Lineage: Eukaryota; Metazoa; Chordata; Lepidosauria; Squamata; Sphaerodactylidae
Gene: FLOT1
Product: flotillin 1
Exons: 12
Coding region: 13-1302 (429 amino acids)
Biological process (GO): regulation of receptor internalization; protein kinase C signaling; positive regulation of cell-cell adhesion mediated by cadherin
Cellular component (GO): plasma membrane
Source: RefSeq, a predicted model, not a curated record